AUGCGGUUUUCUCAAGCACCUUCGACUCUCCUCUCACUUCUCUUCAUCGCCUUGUCUAAUAUCGACAACGCUCAAGCAUGGCCAUUAUUAGGAGAGUUAGAUUUCUCCUUCUUGCAAGGUAGAGAGACUUGCGCUUCUUACUGCGGCGCCGAUAGUCAAUUCUGCUGUACAGCAGGACAAGCUUGUACCACAGACCAACAAAACGUCGCUGCCUGUGUAGCUGCCACAAGCGUUGCGGUAGCGACAGGUGCAAACGGAAUUCCAAUUUACACUACCACCUGGACCGAGACCGACCUUCUCACAAAGACAAGCACAGCAUACAGCUAUCCUGCUACAUCAGCUACAACUGUAGCUCCUGCCGCAGCUAUAUGCACCACCAGCUUAGGGCAAACUUCAUGUGGCACUAUCUGUUGUGCCAGCGGCCAGGUAUGCGCGGCUGCGAAUUCAUGUUCAGCCUAUGCCUCUAGCUGGACAUAUUUCCAAACUACCUCGGAAGCAGCAAGUUCUUCCUACUCUGCACCUCUGCGACCAACCAGCGCUGGAGUCUCGACAGCGACAUCGGUUGUCUCUGCAACCACUACUCAGCCAUUCGUAUCCCCUGCCACUGCCAGCGGAAGCUCACUUCCCAUCACUUCGAGCAGCAGCAGUAAUGGUCUGAGUCCAGGAGCAAUUGCAGGAAUCGUCAUUGGUACCAUCGCGGGUAUCAUUCUCCUGAUCCUCAUCUGCUUCUGCUGCAUCGUGAGAGCCGGAUUUUCAGGACUCCUCGCACUCUUCGGCCUGGGCAAGAGUCGACGCAGAUCUACCGAAAGGGUAGAAACAGUAGAGCGGUACUCGAGACAUGGAAGCGGAACUGCGGCUUCAAGGAGAGAUGCACAUACUGGCUGGUUCGGCAUGGGGGGCAGAGCGAAGCCCGCCAGUAGCAGAAUCGUCUCGGAAAAGAACAGGAAGAAAUCAGGCGGCUUUGGUGGUAUGGGGGCUGUCGGUGCGGGAUUGAUCGGUCUGGCUGUUAUAUUAGGAUUGAAGAGGAAGCAUGACAAGAAGUCGGUGCAAUCGCAUCACCAUUCGUCGGAUGUGAGUAGCGGGUAUUAUACGGAAACCUCCUACACAGGGACUAGCGCAACGCAAGUUCAGACGAUAGAAGAACGAGAGAUACAAGGCACAGUCGACCCUCCGGGAGCAGACGCUAGUUGUGUGUAUUUCGAUAUGAAAAUAAUUUGA
Messenger RNA from Lachnellula hyalina, 1218 nucleotides. RefSeq lists its product as uncharacterized. The record is from RefSeq and is a predicted model, not a curated record. NCBI's taxonomy places the organism in Eukaryota, Fungi, Ascomycota, Leotiomycetes, Helotiales, Lachnaceae. Bases 1 to 1218 code for a protein of 405 amino acids. The transcript is spliced from 2 exons.